Molecule: messenger RNA, 1347 nt
Organism: Drosophila bipectinata
Lineage: Eukaryota; Metazoa; Arthropoda; Insecta; Diptera; Drosophilidae
Gene: Tgt
Product: tRNA-guanine transglycosylase
Cellular component (GO): cytosol
Molecular function (GO): tRNA-guanosine(34) queuine transglycosylase activity
Source: RefSeq, a predicted model, not a curated record
AUUGCUUGCGAUUAAAAAACGUGCACCGGCUUUUUGCGUAAACAUUUGUAAUCUAUUUAUUUAUUUGAAAGUAUACAGCUAUUCAUGAGUCCCACGAAAAUACCCCCUCUGACCUACAAGGUCGUGGCAGAGUGCUCCGUCUGCAAAGCCAGGGCAGGACUGAUGACCUUAAGGCACAGUGAGGUAAACACUCCAGUAUUCAUGCCCGUGGGCACUCAGGGAACUCUGAAGGGAAUCCUGCCGGAUCAGUUGAUCGAACUGAACUGCCAAAUCCUGCUGGGCAACACGUAUCACUUGGGUUUGCGUCCUGGCAUUGAGACGCUGAAAAAAGCCGGAGGUCUACACAAGUUCAUGGGAUGGCCCAGAGCCAUCCUGACGGAUUCCGGCGGCUUCCAGAUGGUCUCCCUGUUGCAGCUGGCCGAGAUCGAUGAGAACGGCGUCAAUUUCCGAUCACCAUUCGACAAUAGCCAGUGUAUGCUGACGCCGGAGCACUCGAUACAGAUCCAAAAUGCCAUUGGUGCGGACAUCAUGAUGCAGUUGGAUGACGUGGUCAAAACCACUACAACGGGUCCCCGAGUAGAGGAGGCUAUGGAGCGAACCAUUCGCUGGGUGGAUCGCUGCAUCGAGGCCCAUGCUCGCGAUGAUGAUCAAUCGCUGUUUCCGAUUGUUCAGGGAGGAUUGGAUGUGCCUUUGCGAAAUCGUUGCGUAUCCGCACUGAUGGAGCGACAGGUCCGUGGCUUCGCGGUGGGAGGCUUAAGUGGCGGUGAGAGCAAACAUGACUUUUGGCGGAUGGUGGAUGUGUGCACGGAUCAUUUGCCCAAGGAGAAGCCUCGCUAUCUGAUGGGGGUAGGAUUUGCGGCGGACUUGGUGGUUUGUGUGGCGCUCGGAAUCGAUAUGUUCGAUUGUGUGUUUCCCACGCGAACGGCUCGCUUCGGUUGCGCCUUGGUGGAUAGUGGCCAGGUGAACCUGAAGCAACCCAAAUACAAAAUGGACAUGGAGCCGAUUGACAAAGACUGUGAGUGCACCACCUGCAAGCGGUACACACGCUCCUAUCUGCAUCACAUUGCCACAAAUGAGAGUGUGUCCUGCUCUCUGCUAAGUAUCCACAAUGUGGCCUACCAGCUCCGAUUGAUGCGGAGUAUGCGGGAGGCCAUUCAGCGGGAUGAGUUCCCACAAUUUGUGCGAGACUUUAUGGCGAGGCACUUUAAAUCGGAACCCAUUCCCGCCUGGAUAAGGGAGGCCUUAUUGGCAGUAAAAAUUGAACUGCCAGCAGAUCCUGUCCAGGACAAACCGGAGGAAGAAGAAAAAUCAAGACCAGAAAAGAAGCCAGAGAAGGAGGUUAGUUAG